AUGUUCCGCCCUUUAUUUCAUUCCAACGUGUACCGGUCUCGUUCAAAUGGCACAUCCAGUGAUGAGGCCAGGGCACGGGAACGAGAUCCGCUGCAUCGGUCACACACCAACCUGGAUCUUAGGCAUAGUGAUAGUAGCAAUAGCGUCGGUAAACGUUUUGAUUCAGAACCAGAUUUAAGAAUAGAAGAAGAAGAACAAAAAGGCAAGACAUGCAACAGACAUUUCCGAAAAAAAUAUAGGGCACCACCACCCCCACCAUCGACACACGACAACUUCGAGGGUUCGUCGCCAGAUUCCAGCGAAGGGAACGCGAGACCUGAACCACAACGGAAGAUAAGACUCUUUAAAACGAGAAACGAAACCAAAAAGCUGAAUGACCAAGAAAACUUGAAUUUCAGGAGUUCGUACCACGAAUACAAGUCCCUCGAUCUGAAUGAUAAUCAGUUCGAGAGGAGAUAUAUGUCCCCUUGCAAGGAUAAGGAGAAAUAUUUUAAAUACCCUGACCAAAAUGACAUGGUUCAGAGUAGUUCGUCUCUCAAGAGAGAAGAAAGACUUCUACAAAUGAAAGACUAUCAAAAGACGAGAAUCGAAAGGAUGAGUGGUUGUCGAGCAAAAACAACCAAGAACGAACACAGUGAAGCAUGGAAAACUCCACUUUUAAACAGAAAUUUCAGGUACUCUGAAAGAUUCAGGAAAGAAGACUGUGAAUUACCACCUUUAAGAAGAGAAAAGACUUUCGAUGUAACUCUCAUGGCGAGUGAAAAGGAGAAUGACUCGUCCCGAAUAGCCAAUGAAAGCAGAACAAAGGUCAUAGGCGAGCAGCUCAAAAUUAACAAACUAAGUCCUUUGGCUGAAACCAGUAAGCCAUUGAGAAAAUCUCUUCCUUCACUAUUAGGUAAGAAUAAUGAAGAAAAAGAUGAAUUUCAAGCUGAAUUGAAAAAGGCUACGAGUAAGAUUAGAAACCAAUUAGGAAGUAAAAUUAAUGAUAGUGAAACUAAAACUAGUCAAGACAAAACGAAUGAACAAAAAACCCCAACGAAAAUACCAAGCAAAGUCAAAAAGUCUAGUCUAUCGACGGUUGCUAACACAGAGCCAAAAGUCAUUGCAAGUAGAAAACCUUUAAGUAGAGCUAAUGAAGAUAAAACAAGACAGACUAAUGUGAAUUCUAAUCCAAAAAUACUGGACCAUAAGCUAAAAUUCAACAGCAAAGAGAAUGGAAGACGUUUACCGGACAGAGGUCAGGCUUCAGGGAAAGAGUCUACUCCUGAACAUUCGCCAACUAGGAAGCUAGAUAGUUUAACAAAUCAAGCUACACAAGAGAAGCAAAAACAACAACCUCCAUCGAAGCAAUUCUAUUUUGGCAUGAUUGAAAGCAAACAAGCUAAUACCAACAAACAUCUGAAAGACUUCCCCGGACUAGGUAGCCCUAUCAUCGAGGAGAUCUCCAACUUCCACUUAAUUGAACAGAAGCUGCUCAACUAUCAAGAGACCCAUGACGAGGAUGCUGAAUUUGAGAAAUUUAAUGCCAAAAUAAAGAAGGUUAAGAAUAUAUCAUCGGAAUCAGCACUGUCUUCCGAUGGCUCAGAUGGUUCCUGGUCAGCAGGAUCUUUAGGCAUUGCAUUCCGACUUCGCCCAACUUUACCAAAAAAACAGAGAACCGUGCCAAGAUUUUCUCCUGCAGCUGCUUGGAAGCAGCUGGCUGCCCUGGAUGAUCAUUUAGCUGCAGAAACGCAACCUCUGGCAGUGGAAACAAAGAUGUCUGGUCACAUAUCUGCAGAAUCUUCUCCGAGGUCUGACCAGUCUGCCGACAAGUCCGGCGAUUCUGGCAUUUCUGGUGACAAUGUGCAUUCGGACCAUAGGAUAGACUCACCAAGACAUCUUGUGCAAGAUUCAGGGCCAGCCGCCUGGACACCUCAACAAGACUUAGGCGACAGUAGCUCCGAAGGUGCAGGCAUUGGACUAACCCUUCACUCGUCACACCCAUCAGGGAAUGUAGCAACUUACAGCCCCGCCGCUCAACCCUUCAGCUUGUCACUACCAAGGGAUGGACAAGAGCGAGGCAAGCAAAUCCAGCAAGGAUUCAACAGCUUACAGAAACUCAGAAAAUCAGUCUCAGGAGCUUUGGGAGCUGCUUUAGGAUCACGGAGAUUGGACGUGGAACAUGAACCAAUGUUGCAAGAGCAGGAACAGAAUUGGUUUCUCACGAAGUCUGCUCCGAAUUCCUUGAGCAAUCCCCUAAUAUUUCAACAGCCCCGAGCUAAGGGUGCUGAUGAGGAUGUAAUUAAGGAGGAGGAGUCACAAUUUGGAGAUAAGGGGGAACCUUGUCUAUGGAGGCGAGGCACGUCAUACUUAUCGUGGGGCGGACACGUGAUGUACCUGCCCCCCGCUGCAGACCAGCCUCUGUCUAUGAUUGGAGGCAUCGAAAGACCUGUGAGGAGCAAAUCAAGCGGUUGUCUGGAGGUGAGUGCGCGAGCGGCGCGGGCGGCGCGCGCAGCCCUUGGUGGUGAAAUGCGUGAACGGGAACGCUCUGCAUCACCCGCUAUGUCAUCAUCGCUUGCGCGAGCGCUACCCGCCAAAGUGCUGCCCUCUACCGGGGUACGUAUACCUUACUGA
Messenger RNA from Arctia plantaginis, 2613 nucleotides. The record is from the annotation of a GenBank genome assembly. Lineage: Eukaryota; Metazoa; Arthropoda; Insecta; Lepidoptera; Erebidae.